Amoebophrya sp. A25 is the source of this 1876-nucleotide messenger RNA. NCBI's taxonomy places the organism in Eukaryota, Dinophyceae, Syndiniales, Amoebophryaceae. The record is from the annotation of a GenBank genome assembly.
CAGCCGAAUAUUAGAAGAGGGAAACUAGUACAGCCGUUGUCGGGAGUUUUGGAGACUCUGAUUGCUAGCCGCGUGUCUAUUCGGGUUCCAUUCUCUACGGUUCCUGUUGUGCCACAACUACCCAGAACGUCAGGACCUACAACAAAAACGCCGGCUCUCGUAUCACAAGCGACCCUUGGACUGCUCGCGUCGUCAACGUCGUUAUCGCCUCGAGCUGAGCCUGAGGAAGGUUAUAUUAAUGCUGCAUCUUCAACCACGACCCUCCAGCAACAUGUUGUAACUGUAAGUUGUCCUACGGAUGAUCCUAGUUCUGCUUCUGUCCGACACACGGAAACAAGUUUUGGCACGGUAGCGAAAGCGUCCAGUCGCCAAAUUAGAACUUCCCACAACAACAUCAACAAGCGUAGUGAAGCUGAACUUCUACAACAUCGGGUAAAUGAAGAACAGGUGAAAAUUGAAGAGCCUCGUGGUGGAGAUGAAAACAAAAUCAGUAAUAAAGUUACUACGAAGAUUUCUUCUUCUAACCAGGACCAAGUAGAACAAGAUGGUCUUUCCACCAGGAACAAGUCGCAGCUACAAAGUCACGACCAGGGUGGCACUGCUCUAGUAGAGCAGAAGAUGAAAGUCGAACCCGGAAAACUUAAUAGGGAUGACAAUGCUGCAAUAGAAAAAGCCGUGAGAGGACCUACUGCGGUAAACGGAAAGGCAGCAGCGUCCAUAGAGACGACGUGUUCUACUAACGUCGAAGGUUGUAAUCCAGAAGCUGCCUCUCGUCCACUUUCGAACGUCACUACAUCAACACUGGUUACUACUACGACUGAGAAUACUUCUAGCACUAGACGAGUGCCUGAAAGUGCUUUUCCUGAUAGCGGAAUGACGCAAAGCCAAAAGCCAUUUCAGCCAGCUCCCCCCGUUACUACAACAACUCUUUCUGUUGGCGCUACAACUAGUACACCUCGUACCGCUCCUGUUGAGGAGCUUGAGAAGGAAUCAGCGCACACGACAAGUGGUGUUGAUCUGGUUAGCAUCAAGUCCUCCACACGGACACCAAGGAACGACGCAGAAGUAGAAAUCGGAGCUGCGACUUCGAGUGAUACCUGCUUUCCACGACAGAACCGAGCUCAAGACGAAGCAUACGUCGUAAAUGCCAUGAGUUGCAAGAGCACGAGCGGCAGUCGUGCUUUGCUCUCUGACGAAGCGGUAAAUGGUAGUACAACUCAAACACCUUCGAGCCGCACAAAGUUGUCUGCUUCUGCUGGACAUCAAGGGGAUACAUUAGACGAGGAGGUUGAGGACUCUGACCAGGACGAUCUGCAGAGUGUGGACAACUGGGAGAACGAGCCGUCCUCUAGGUCUAUUUCGCCAAUGAGAAACAACACCUACACGAAGCAGGUAGGAGUUCUGCCCGCUCCGGCAAGACAACAUCAUUCGGUGGAGCAACUUCUUGAGGAAGUUGAUGACGCAGUGCUGGGUGGAAUCGUGUCAGGCGGCAGUACUAGGACCACGACUAGAGGACAACUACAAGGAGGAGGACAUCUCCAACUGCAGAUGAAGGAGAACAAGGCCAGCACGACAGGUGGUGUGUUGAAAAUUCCUGCAGCCUCUUCUUCCCUAAAUAGGUUGAGGUUGUUUCCAGCACCUCCGCCACCGCAGUCUACUUUGCUGCGGUCUAUGCCAGAGAUAAACAUGAAAUUUGCGCCUCGCCAAAGGGGCGCGCAAGGUGGAUCCAAGCCUCCUCUGGCAGAACAGGUCCUGCGGACAGCCGUGACAGCUGCCGAGACUGCUGCGCCGGCGAGCAUGCCACUAGCAUCUACUUCGGGUUUGGCUAGUACGGCGAUUCGAAGUGCUGUGUCCUCUACUUUCUCCACUACUGAAG